Molecule: messenger RNA, 1158 nt
Organism: Neospora caninum
Lineage: Eukaryota; Apicomplexa; Conoidasida; Eucoccidiorida; Sarcocystidae
Product: srs domain-containing protein
Exons: 1
Coding region: 1-1158 (385 amino acids)
Cellular component (GO): membrane
Source: RefSeq, a predicted model, not a curated record
AUGGCGAGAACGAGCAGAAUACAGCCCCGACGUGGAGGGGCCAGGUCGAAGGCCAGGAAGUUGAUGGCCGUUUGUUUGGGUGGAGUUCUGCUGUUUUCGGGUGGCGGAGCGGUUUCUAGAGAGCCGGUUGAGGGCCUGCUGCGUCGCUUUUCAGCUUCGGGGGCAGACGAAACACAGGAGGGAACGCCCACAAAUUCAGUCGCAACCUGCACGUCGGCGACUCAAGUCCAUGUCACCGCAACACCCGCUACGCUGACGUUGUCAAAGAGUUCCCUUACCGCUACGGUAGAGUGCUUAGGUGAAGCAAACACAGCCGGACCAGCCGGAGAGGAGGACGUAUGCGACGGCCAGACGACAAAAAGCACCGGGGGAGAGCGUGGUUCCACUGCCUGCAGAAUCGGGUCUACCGAGGCAGGACAGACGGUGACGCUGCAAACGCUCCUCGGUGCCACGCAUAAGAUCCAGUGGACAACAAACACACUGUCGGAGACCCCAGAGGGAGAAUCCCGGACACUGAAACUAUCUCAGUCAGACCUUCCCCGAACCGACAAAACAUUCGUCGUGGGCUGUCAAAAAGGCGGCUCUGACCCGAACUCCGCAUGCAAAGUGACAGUGAACGUGAAUGCCAGACCCUCUUCGGCUGACGACAAAAACGUUGUCACCUGUGCAUACGGCAAAGACAGCAACCCGAAACCCGUAAAAGUCGAGAUGUCACAAAACAAGAACACUCUCACCAUUGACUGUGGGAGCGGCGGAUCGCUGCAGCCUGCUGGAUUCACAUCUCAGUACUGCUCCCCCGACACAGACAAUUUGGAGGAAUGCGCCACGGCGAGCUACUCUGGUAUCCUACCCAAGUUUGCACCGAGCUGGUGGACGAAUACAGAAAAGGGAACCCCGGCUGUGCUGACUAUCCCGAAGACCGACUUUCCAAGUACAGACCAGCGCUUCCUGCUAGGCUGUGCGCCGACAUCCACCGCUCCGGAAACGCCUGACGAGGCGUCCAGGCAGCCUGAGGCGGACUCCACAACAUCAGCUUGUCGAGUACUUGUGACCGUCAAGGCAGCGAGCUCCGCCUCCUCUGCAUCAUUCAAUCCGCAAGUAAUAGCUGCGACCUCUGGAGCGGUCCUUCUAACGGGGCUUUUCUCGGGUUCGUCCUAA